This is a messenger RNA of Dictyostelium discoideum AX4, 1561 nucleotides long. RefSeq lists its product as hypothetical. The transcript is spliced from 2 exons. The annotation marks the transcript as partial. NCBI's taxonomy places the organism in Eukaryota, Evosea, Eumycetozoa, Dictyosteliales, Dictyosteliaceae. The record is from RefSeq and is a predicted model, not a curated record.
ACAAGCACAACAAUUCGUGAAAUCUCAGCAACAACCACAAUACACACAACAAUACACCUAUGGUUAUCAAAAUCCAUAUGGAGAUCUUCCAUAUCAACAGCCAUUCCCUUAUCAUACACAAUAUCAAUAUCAACCCCAAAUUCAUUACCAAGCCUAUCAACCACACUCAUAUCAAUACUAUCAAUACCCUCCACAAUAUCCAGCCUAUCACUACCCACAACCAUAUGGUGAUCAAUAUCAACAAUCCCAACAGUUGCAAGCUCAACAAUCACAAACUCAAGCGCAACUUCCAAACACCCAGGACCAAACCCAAAGAGAUAUUUUAUCACUUCCUCAACCAAUAAAACAGGAACCAUAUUCAAAUAACCAAGUACCAUCCCCUCAUCCAGAAGCAAAUUCACCUACUGUUCUUGACGGAGCUCAAAAUAUUAUUAACCAAGAACUUCAAAAUUCAAAUAAUAAUAAUAAUAAUAAUAAUAAUAGUGAAAAUGAUGCAAUUAUAUUAAUAAAAACGCCAUCACCCAUAGUUGAUAUAUCACCACCACUAUCAGCACCUAUAGGUCUAAAAAGAAAAUCUUUUGUACCUAAAUCCUCAAAAAAAAAUAUCCAAAUUUACAAAACUUAUUCAAAAGAUUUAUUGGGUCCAAUUCAACAAAUUGAAUUAAUUAAGGGAUUUAAUGAAGAACUACAACAACAACAAAAUAAUGAAGAAGAAAUUUAUAAUUCAUCAUUUUGUUUUUUAAAUUGUUCAACAAAGAGGUUCUUUACUGUUAAUAGUCAAGGUGUUUAUAGUGAAGCUUGUGAAUUAAAAAUUGAUAGUUUCGAUAUUAGUGCUAUUGAAGGUUUGAAAUUGGCCUUGUUAAGAGAUCAUUCCAUACUAUUGCUAGGUAGAGGAUCUAAAACUCUUGUUUCUUUUCAACUUCCAGGUUUUGUCUCACCAAGGUACUUAAAGACUGCUCAAGAUAAUACUAGAGCCAUUGAAACAAUUCAUUCUUGUUCAUCAAAAUCAUUGCUUUAUACAUCGUUUAGAGAUGGUACUUUAACAUUAGAAAAAUUUUCUAAUCAAGACAGUAACUUUGGAUUAGGUUUUGUAAGUAAAGUUAAAGAAAAUGAAAUAAUAACCUCUUUAACCUCAACGAAAACAAAUAUAAUAUGCUUUUCACCAAGAUAUAUCUCUGUUAGAACUUUGGAAACUUUACAAAAAUUAACUGAGUAUGUAUCUGAAAAACCAUUUAAAAUGGUUAGAUCUUGCAUAGAUAAGUAUUUAAUUGUAGAUGAUCAAAAUAUUAUGACUGUUUAUAAUGGAUUGAAUUGUACUCAAAUUUUCACCAGAGUCUUAAAUGAGGAUAUUAAUGAAAUUUCUUUUCUUGGAAGCGAUAAUAUUGUUUUGUGUCAAAAGGGAUUAUUUAAGAUUUUUUCCUGUGAUCAAACAUUUAUAGAGCAAACAUCACAUCAACUUGAGGAAAAUGAAUAUGUCACUGCAAUUUCAUCACCAGAUAAUACUACCCUCUUGAUUGCAACAAACAUUCAAUCAAAGUGUUAUCACUGUAAAUAUAAAUAA